This is a messenger RNA of Diplodia corticola, 2385 nucleotides long. Its product is annotated as beta-glucosidase d protein. The record is from RefSeq and is a predicted model, not a curated record. Gene Ontology annotation, biological process: glucan catabolic process. The transcript has 2 exons. NCBI's taxonomy places the organism in Eukaryota, Fungi, Ascomycota, Dothideomycetes, Botryosphaeriales, Botryosphaeriaceae. Bases 1 to 2385 code for a protein of 794 amino acids. Gene Ontology annotation, molecular function: beta-glucosidase activity.
AUGAGGGCUCUCACGGCCUUGGGCGUUGCCUCCGCGCUCGUUUCCCGCAGCUACGCUGCCUCCAACUCGUCCGCCAGCCCGGCCUCUAUUCUGUCUUCGGGCAAAGUCCAGCUUGGCGACUUCGAAGCGGCGUAUCAAAAGGCCAAGGCCUUCGCAUCCGGCCUCACCAACGCCGAAAAGGUUUCCAUCAUCACCGGCGGCGAUGUCUCCGGCUCCAACCUCACGUGGACCGCCUUGGAGAACAAGGACGGCAGCAGCGGCAUCAACUACCAGUACUACGUCUCCGGUUUCAGCAUGGACAACGCCCUGGCCAUGACCUGGGACCGCGACUAUUUCGAGAAGCAGAACAAGGCCCUCGGCCGCGAGUUCUACCUCAUGGGCUACAACCUGGUCAACGGUCCCGAGUGCGGUCCUCUGGGCCGCACCCCCUGGGGUGGCCGUCAGGCUGAGGCCUACAGCCCCGAUCCGUACUUGUCCGGAGCCAUCAUGGCCAGGGCCAUCCCCGGCAUGAACUCUGCCGGCGUCGUUGCCGGCGGCAGGCACUUCCUCCUCAACGAGCAGGAGACCAACCGCUCGGCCAGCAUCUCGUCCACCACCACGGCCGUCUACACGUCCAACGCCGACGACAAGACGAUCCACGAGCUCUACCUCUGGCCCUUCCAGGAAGGCGUCAAGGCCGGCAUGGCCGCCGUCAUGUGCGCCAUGACGCGCGUCAACGGCACCCUGGCGUGCGAGAACAGCGACCUCGUCGCCGGCCUCCUCAAGUCCGAGCUCGGCUUCCCCGGCAUGGUCUUCCCGGACGUCAACUCGCAGACGACGGCGUUCGGGUCCGCCAACGCCGGGCUCGACUACGGCUCGAGCUCGUACUGGACGGCCGACGUCCUCGAGGCGGGCAUCGCCAACGGCUCCUUCACCCAGGCCCGCCUCGACGACAUGGCCGUCCGCAACCUCAUCGGCUACUACCACGUCGGCCUCGACGACGGCAAGCAGCCCGCCGCCGCCGCCACCACCGAGUACCGCGACGUGCGCGCCGACCACGCCAAGCUCAUCCGCGACGUCGGCGCCGGCUCGCUCGUGCUGCUCAAGAACGACCGGGGCGUCCUCCCCCUGGACCGCCCCCGCACCAUGAGCGUCUUCGGCGCCCACGCCGGCCCCGCCAUGGCCGGCCCCAACCAGGCCUUCAGCGUGCAGGGCACCGACGGCCCCGUCUACCAGGGCCACCUCGCCUCGGGCACCGGCUCCGGCCAGCUCUCCUUCUCGUACCUCAUCACCCCCUUCCAGAGCCUGAGCGCCCGCGCCGCCGCCGACGGCACCAUGAUCCGCUGGAUCAUGAACGACACCUACUCCGACUCGGGCAGCGACGGCGGCAUGGGUGGCGGCGGCGAUGGCGGUCUCCCCUCCAUGAGCGGCAACUCCAGCAGCAACGGAACGGACGGUGGUAUGGGUGGCGGCGGCGGCGGUGGCGGCGGCGGCGGCGGCAUAUCGAUCUCUGGCCAGGGCACCGCCUUGACGCCCAGCUACGAGAACUACGCCGAGGACUCGGAGGUCUGCCUCGUGUUCCUGAACUCGUACGCGGGCGAGGGCGGCGACCGCGAGGAGCUGACCAACGCGGACCAGGACGCGCUCGUCACGACCGUCGCCUCGAGCUGCAACAACACGGUCGUCGUCAUCAACACGGUCGGCCCGCGCCUGGUCGACGCGUGGAUCGAGCACGACAACGUCACCGCCGUCGUGUACGGCGGGCUGCUGGGCCAGGAGUCGGGCAACGCCAUCGCCGACGUGCUGUACGGCGACGUCAACCCGUCGGGCAAGCUGACCAGCACCAUCGCGAAGGACGCGUCCGACUACCCCGUCUCGCUCUGCUACACCGAAGUCUGCGACUUCAGCGAGGGCGUCCACAUCGACUACCGCCACUUCGACCGCUUCAACGUCACCCCGCGCUACCCCUUCGGCCACGGCCUGUCCUACACCACCUUCGCCAUCGGCGCCGUCUCGGCGCGGACGACGGACGACCGGGCCCUCGCGUCGACCUACCCGGCCGGCCCGCUCGCCGUCGGCGGCAAGGCCGACCUCUUCGACGAGGUCAUCCGCGUCACCGCCGCCGUCGAGAACACGGGCGGCCGCGACGGCGCCGAGGUCGCCCAGCUGUACGUCGCCUACCCGGCCGCCGCGCCCGGCCAGCCGCCGCGCCAGCUGCGCGGCUUCGAGAAGGUCCGGCUCGCCAGGGGCGAGCGCAGGGACGUCUCCUUCAGCGUCCGCCGCAAGGACGUGUCGUACUGGGACACGGCCGCCCAGGAGUGGGCUGUCGCCAAGGGCACGUACACCUUCUCCGUCGGCGCCAGCUCCAGGGAUCUCAGGGGCGAGGCGACCGUCACUGUUGGAUGA